AUGGAUAGACGUUUACUGGUCAGUUUGAUAUUUCUGCUGGCCAUAGACUUGGUCUCAGCGUACGUCAUUGAGGAUACUUUUUCCGGCACGGGAGAAGUGUUCGAUGAAAUUUCUGACCUGGAAGACGUACAGGAAAGAAACUUACCCAAAGACCCUCUUGUACACAUCCCCCGCCUGAGAGAAAAACACAAAGACAGCUUCCUUGAAGUUAGUCAAGAAGAUGCUUUCGAGACUAUCAAAACAAGGGCUAUGGAACUCGCCGCAAAUGAAUGCUCCAACAUAACUGUUAAGGAAAGGAAUCUAGAGGCGGAAAGAGAAUCAUCCUUGAGACCAAACUAUCAGGCUUUUCAGCACGGAAGCAAGAAUUUUAUGACCGACGAGCAGUAUAAUGCUGCCGCGAAGAGCGAAAAAUGCAGCGCAUGUGUUCUGAAUACUCUGUGCAACGACACAUCUAUUCGGCAACUGUUGGGUAUUGACACCAGCCUCUCUGAGUGAGUACAACAUAUUUACAUCUACAUACACUUUUAAAUUUACUAAGGCUUAAUUUUAACCUACGUGUACAUUAAAGGGGAAUGAUUAUAGUAGUUUGGUAGAGUAAAUGUCAAACCCUACAUGUCAUGGUAUACACCUAAUUGAAGAGGUAAGAAGGAAAAAUCAAAAUAAUUACACAUAAAAUCGUGUAAUGAGAAGAAGGGAACAUUUCAAUGAGUUGACUUAUUCUAAAGUUACAUAAAUCUAAGAAUGAAAUUUAUAUGCCUAUUCAACCACACGCAGCCUAACCUUCAAUCAUAACUCUCAUCAUAACUACGAGUGGUCUUAUAUGCGUAAUCCUCCAAAUGAGCUUGGCUGUAUGGGAAUUUAGGUAAAAGAUCCAGGAAGAUAAAUAAUUGCUGGAAUUCUCAAUUUAAAAAAAAACACCUUACCAUUCCAGACGUAAACUAAGUAAACUCUCCUACUAAUAGGUUGAAUAGACAUAGAAGUUUCAUUCUUAUUUACUAGGUAAUUUUAGAUUAUACCUAAGUCAACCCCAGGGGGGAAGGGGGGUACUCCAGUGGCGGAGUUUAUCGAAUGAGAGCAAAAAUCAAAACCCGAACAAUCCUUAAGGCUUCCAACGAAACCCAAAAAACCCUGGACCAAAAAUUAACCCCCAAAAUAUCCCACGCCGAAUUUCCGAGCCUUAAAAAUUUCCAGAUGCAAUGUGAUGCAUUUUAGUAAAAUCCAGCUAGUGGUCUAUUAUUAAUGCUGCGUUCUGAUUGGUUGAGCUACUACUAGGCUAUAUGUUAUAGCCCACAAGUGGCGAAAAGCGCCGGCUUUUGGCGGCAAAAAAGGAUUAAAGUCUAGCGUUAACUAGCCAAAGCUGUUUUGUCUCGAUAUUUUUUUAACCAACUAGUUGGAUUUUACUAAAACAAUUAUUCCUCUCUCCCUCACGGCCUCUGAGUCAAUAGCCCAUUCGGCCUUCGGCCUCAUGGGCUAUUGACUCAGAACCCAUUGGGGCUCGAGGAAUAAUUUUUAAAUAGUUGACACUGCAGCUGCCCCCGCUCUGUAUAUUGUCGGUCAAUAGUAUGAUUGGUCGUUGUGUAGCUCCGGUUCAAAUAUAUCGAUUCAUAAUGAAGAUUUUCUCACAUAUUCCAUACAGUAGGUGAGAUAAAAACAGGAAAAGAAAAGUUCCCAGCACUGAUUCACUUCGACUUACACAGCUUUGAUUAAAACAUUCUCAGUUUCGAUUCAAAAUAAUUCUUAUUCUAAACCAUAAUAUUCUAAACCAUAAAAAAAGAUUUAAUUAGAAGUUGCAAUUUUUCGCUAUUUCUCUAUCACUUUUUACAUACUGUUCAUUUUAUUUGCAGGAAUGUAAACCUUAGAAAUUCAAAGGUUUGAUUAAUUCACGCUCGCGCGUUCUAGUCUUUUUCCCGAAACUUCAUAGAAGGACAUCUGUAAGUAGGGAAUAAGUCAGCACGGAAUUUAAUUGUCGGCGAAUUUCUGUAAUCGUCCAUCGUUCUGCUAGUGAUAACCUAGCCGUUGAUUCAAUCGUCUUGCUUGUUUGUGGACUGGGUCUUCUUCCACCAAAGAGAGAGAAAGAGAGUCUGUCAAAUUGUUUCCAAUCUAAGAAAUUGGGAACUCGUGUCUGGUAAACAAGUGUUUACUGAUAUAUAUACAGUUAUACGCACCUUGUUAUAACUUCAUCUGCGCUUAACGAGUGUCCUUUUGGUCCAUAAGUUUCAAAACAGCUGCUCCACAGAAUGUCGCUGAUAACACGUAACGCAAAAGAGUAUCGAAGUAUGACUGUACAAUAAGUGUCACAAAAUCUACCUAUUAGUAACGGGUCCCUUCCGGAUUUUCUGUUUUACGUCAUUGAAACAUCUCUAACUUGCGGGCGCAAACAAAACAAACGUCAUCAUUACCCAACGAUUCCAUGCUGCCCCUGUUCAAGCAAAUCGAGAUUUUUUUUUGGUAUACUGGCUGUAUAUUUCAACCGUGUAAGUACUUUUCUUAAUAUACGAGCGAGCUACUAAAGUGCCUUCUUGGGAUUUCCCAUUCUGGGCGAAAUGCGGGGGCAACAAUAAAACAGCCGCAAAACAAGUUCGGUUGAACUUUAUUCGCAGAACUACGCGGCCGAGAUACGCGGGCACUGCCACGACGCUUCACAUUGUUUUGAGUACCUCCAAAAAAAUACUUGCCAAAUUUUCCUACCCCAAAAAAUGCCGGAAUGGAAAAUCUCAAACCCAAAAAAAUCCUUCGAUCAUCUCCCUCACUUGAAAUCCGUAGUACCCCCAGGGGAAGUCAACCCAUUGCGAUGGGCUUUUCUUUUCAUAACACGAUGUUAUUUCCCCUAAUUUCGAAGAGGUUAUUUCUUUCCUCUUCACUUUUAUAGGACAUAUUCCAAGAGCUUCGGCUGCCUGUGACAAUCACCGCUACUUUCGGGCGUUAGGGAGCUUAAGCAAAGAACUUUUUUAUUAGCGAAGAAACUUUUUGUAUGCCUUGAUACUUCUAAACGUGUAUUGCAAAGUGUUUUUACUCUUAUUCAGGCUUAUAACCCAAGGAAAACCACUGCCCAAGAAUGCAAAACGUCCACUUCCGGUUGACAUACGACUUUGCUCAAAAACGCCGUUGCUUAAGCUCACUAUUGUAUGGUAUUUUGUUUCAAGAGCAUGGGCCAGAAAUGAGAUGCUAGAUAGCCAACUACGGCUAAAAGAAAGUUUAAUCAGGGUUCGUAUUACAAGCGCGAGUGGAAGAUUGUAAAUAAUAAAUUACUUUUCUAACAAUAAUAUCAGGCUGCACUGUUUCACAGCACACAUAUCGCACGCUUAUCAAAUUCAUAAGAAAAGAAACGUUGACUCGGCUAGAAAGGUGACCCGUCUAGCUGUGUCACCCUUUUUCGAUGUCAAGGUCACCCUCCUAGUCAGUACAACUUCUCUCCAUAUAAACACUUUGACUCCCCCAGCGGAGUCAACUAGGCCAAUCUGAUGCGUAGGCGCUGUUUUCAGUUCGAGGCUCAAGUAAAGAGGUGGACUUUAAACGCUUUUUAAAGUUGAUUCAGUCGGGAGGGUGGCUCCCUUUCCGUUAAACGAGGCAUUACAGUACUGCUAAGGAUUGCACAAACGUCGAAGCGCACCAAGAUUCCCAUCGCUGUUGGAUAACUAAUUUCUAGUUUCAUAAAAUUAAAACAGAUUAAGACCAGCGCCAAACAGGUCUCUUUCUACAGCCUCCUAAUAUUAUUAUCUUCUAACAGGAGAGAACAAGUUAGAAGGUGUAAAAGAAUCAUCCUCCGGCGAGCAAUGAGAAUUAUGCCUGAAGAAGAGGAAUCCAUAGAAUGUGAUGAGGACGCCAAAUAUCGCACAAUCAAUGGAACCUGCAACAACCUAAAAAACCCAGAAUUUGGAUCAAUCAACACAAAAUUCGAACGACUUAUACCAGCCGAUUAUGGGGAUUGCAUCUCAACCCUUCGAGAAUCAGUGACUGGUCACCCACUUCCAAACACCAGAGAAGUAAGUUUCAAAGUUCACGGCAGCAACGCAGAUGGCUUAAAUCCUAAUUCUAGAGUACUGUCCCAUCUGGCCAUGAACUUUGGACAGUUCAUGGACCACGACCUGUCGCUGGCGGAGGCACAGGGAGUUAACUGUGAGCCACCCGAGGACAAGGAAGAACCUGAAUGUAUCAACAUUCAUAUUCCCAAAAGCGAUAUGAUUUUCCGUGACAGAUAUAUUAAAUUUAUUGAAAUGGAGAGAGAGGCUUUCAUCAAACCAGAUUCUUUUUGCAAACUAGAAGUUCGAGAACAUCCGAACACAAUAACAGCCUAUAUUGACGCAUCUAACGUGUAUGGAUCAACUGACGAGAUUGCUGAAUCACUUCGUGCUGCAGACGGCCUCCUGUUGGUCAUGAAGCAUCCACAUGGCUGCCAAUUCAAAAGCUUACUGCCUGCUCAAGUCGACGGUUUCUGCCCAACAAGAAAUUUUUUUGAACCAUGUUUUUUCAGCGGAGACAUACGAAACAAUGAGAACCCUGGUAAGAUAGGCGGAGCCAUCCACAUAAAUUCAUCUCUCUGAGGUCCCUGGGUGUCAGAGACUUUUCUUGCGCAGAUUCCGCUUUCUUGGUUCGCCGCUCGUGGCUUCGGCUUUCGACCGAAGACGUGACGGCCUGCCGCCGACCCCGAGACUUCUCCGCUGCUCUUGAUCAUCGUGCGAAAGAAAAAACCUCUGAUACCCAGGGUAUCCUCAUGUCACGAAACACUUUUCCUUUAAUUCCUUUCGCGAAAAAAAAGAAAGAAAAAGAAAGAAAGACAAAAACUCGUGAGAUAAGUAAUUUCCUCGAGCAAUAUUUCAUACCUCCAGUGACGCAACGUUACACUAUUAAAACAGGACGAAAAACCCUAUACUUUGGUUAUCACCGAUUUCGCACAAACCUCCUUUGAGGAAAACAACAGAGAAAUCAGGAAUUAAUUCAUCUCCCUCGAUGAAACUUUUGAGAAAGAUAGGACUAAGUUUAGGUUGAUACUUUAGGUCCUUUGCAUGCGUACGUACAUUUCCAGUAACUCAUCAUUUUUGCUCCAAUCCAGUAAGUUCCGUUUUCUGCAGGGUAAUGAUUAAAAGCUCCCGCAACCUUAAAUGCUGCUGCAUGAAAAAACAAUUCAUCUUUCCCAUAUAAAAUACUAUUACUAAUUAUACAAGUCUUUCUCCGUACAGUACAACAAACAUGUGCAAAAAUUAAGACCAAGUCCUUGGGUACUUUACUCAGUACACAAAGAAAAACUAAUUAUCAUAAUAAUAUUUCUAAACCUACAGGUCUAAAUUCGGUCCAUACUAUCUUCGUGCGUGAACACAACCGUAUCGCAACAUUUUUCAUAAAGAAUACAGACUGGGACCCCGAAAAGAUUUAUCAAGAAACCAGAAGAAUCGUCGGAGCAGAGCUACAAAUCAUAACAUUCGGCGAGUUCCUGCCAUUACUUUUGAGUGAGCACACGGUAGGUCUCUACAAAGCUGCACCCUACCUUUUUAGCAUGUCCCCAGAUUUCAAGUGACGGGGAUGAUCGUAUGGGGGCAACAAUCAAAACCCAAAAAAUUCCUGGACCACAAGUAAACCCCCCCAAAAAAAUCCCAUGCCUAAUUUCCGAGCCUUAAAAAUUUCCAGAAAGCAUAACAUGUUAGUUGUACUUUAUUCGCAGGACUAAUCGUCCUUCAGAUUGUUUUGAACACCCAAAACGGUACUGCAAUCUGUAACAGAAAUUGGAACGUUCCGUGUAACACAGGUUGCACAAGUAAAAAUUCGUCCCCCGUUCAAAGCGUUUUGUCCCGACCCGUGUUAACGAGGUCGAAAGUACAUGAGUAGGUUUCUGUUUUAAAUGUCAAUUACUUUGAAUUCAAGGAAGGUUAGAGCGGCGCUUCUCAUUCCAGGGGCACCCAACCACGGUUUCCUCAUAAAUACAUAGAAAACACUUUUUAGGCUAUCUAAAGUACUUUUAGAUCUCUAGAAAUGCAUUCUAAGCAUCGAUGUAAAAUUUGCAUCUGUUCGGUCAUCCUAGGGGAACUUGAGUCUUUUCGAAAUUACAAGGGCUUGAGUAUCAUUUUCCCGAAAAUUUUAGAUGAAAUUUAACGUAUUACGAAAGUGAGACAUUUCUAAUUCCUCUCGUCAUCACAUUUUUAAAUCCGACAAUUUUAGGUUUCCUUUUUUCGACAAAUAGCCUAACUUGGGACGUAAAAUUCCAAAAUUAAACUUUUAUUAGAAAAUCGUAGGGAAUUUAUUAGAUAAGCUUCGAAAAUUGUCAGGCAUGAAUGGAACGGUCAUUCUAGGCAAAUAUUUGCUUCUCCGAAAAGAUAUUUUACAGAAAACAGUCCUUGGGUGCCUGUGUUCUUCUUCCUGUCUGCAAAGAACUUGUUUUUCUGACGGCACUUAUUAUACAGUCAUUUGGCUCCCGUAAGCGACCACCUCGGAUAAAAAGUCGUUUUCUGGUUCAGCGAACGAUAAUGAACUUCUCCAAGUGACCAUGUGGCAAAUGAAUGCGCUCGCCUAGACCACUUUUAUAUUAGCACAUUGUUGUUUAUGACUAAAAUACAGUCUGAUGAAAUGAUAAAACAGCUUUAUUUUAUUACUUAUCACAUUCGAUGUUUUCGAAGAUAAUACAGUAUUAAGCCGUUGGCGUUCCUAUUGCGUAUAACCCUGAAUUUGAGCAAGAAGUUAAUUUGUUCAGUUCGGGUGUUGCCUGAGUGGGCGAACAUGAAACUAAAGAAACAGAGAAGAAACUGAUAUCCAGUCGGUCAUUAACAAAAGUGGUCAGCGGAGCGGUUGCUUACCAGAGUGGCCUCAAGUAGAGAGUUGACAUGUGGGAGAAACGAAAAUUUUUCGUUGAGGAGAGGAAAUAAACGGAGACAAGCAAAUUCCAAUCAAGCCCAGUGCUCUUAAACUAUUUCUCUUGUAAACAAGAGAUCCGAACUCGUUACUCUAAAAAGCCGCUAUAAAAACAGUGAAUUCGCCACGUAACUACUCAAAAGAAGGGGAGCUCUAACCAUACUAUACUCGAUUAGAAAUUUGGUAUUUAAAACUUAAAAAAUUUACCCACAGCUCUUUAAGAGGCUCCUUGCCGGGUUGGGGGCGCGGUCUUCUGUGGCAGAGGUCCCGACUUAAAUUCCCAGGGCUGAGCUCAAUUCUUCGUUUAGACCUCUUUCUCUUUCCGUGUGGCUUCGUGAGAGCUUUGUCACGAAAUUUAUUACAAUUAAAACGGGGGGGAAGUGCCACCAAAUUGAGUUAAAAAUUAAAAUAACCAAUCAAAAUAUUAAAAGAAAGCAUAAACAUAGUCAAUACACUUGAGGAAGAUUGAAACGCCGGAUGACAAUUGUGGUUUUUAAAACUUGUUAGCUUAACAGUUUUUCAUGUUAUUCAAUACAUUCAAGUUCACUUUUAGUUGUUUAUAACGUUUGAUAUAGUUUGAUUUAAUGCUUAAAAGACAUAUUUAAUUGUUUGACUCGAAGCCCAGAUUUUGUCAUUCACAAGUAAUUUUUUUAAGUUCGAGUAACGAACAAAGACGAGUAAUUGGCAUUAUCAUGAUGAAGCAAUGGCGGAGAGAGAAAGGUAAAUAAGGUAAAUAAGUGCACCGCAGGACUCAGGAUUGUAAGCCAGAUGAUGAUUAUUUCGAGCUACUAAACCUAAAAUAAAGACGCCUUUUUCGACCAUUUACAUUUAACUUCUAACAGAAUACUCUCCUUCUUUACAUUUGUAUUUAGCUCUACGAGUGAUUAUGCAUAAAACGCAAACAAUGUUAUAUUGCAUCCGUUUACAUAACAAAAAAGGUUUAUUCUAUGUUUGUUUACUUUCACCACUAUUUAGAGAAAAGAAUUUGGUCUUGUGCUUCUUGAGGGAGAGGAGUAUUUCACAGGCUAUGACAAAGAGGUCAAUGCGCAAAUAUUAACAGCCUUUGCCGUAGCUGGAUAUCGAUUUGGCCACAGUUUGGUUCAAGAGCUUUUCAAUCGAUUCUCUCAAGAUGGCUUUGAACACAAAUGCAGCAAAUGUAGCAAAGACAAAUUACAAUUCCAGCCAAUCCCAGUACUGGACUUUAACAACCCAGCACCCUUGUACUCUGUAUUUAAAGGAGGCGUCGACGCCAUUUUGAGGGGCUUACUUAAAGAUCCUGCAGCGAAAGCUGACGGGUAAGUGAAGUUAUCGCAUGCACGUACACGCAGUCCUUUUGAUUUGUUUAAUUUGCUUGUUAAGGAGAAAAGUUCAGUGUUACUUUUAGGGUAUGCAUAGUUGUGAGCCUGAUAGGUUUAACACCGAUUCGCGCGGAUUCACAAAACUUUGCAAGAGAUAAUUUAGAGUCAGUUCGAAGGAUCCGAGCUCACGCUUGGCGGGUUAGAGGAGGUUUUAUUAUAGCCAAAUUCAAGGAAUUGUACUGCGUUCUUUCUGUACCUUGAAGACCCUUGAAAAGCUUUCACUUUGAUUAUGGUAAUCAAGUGGUUACAACAUACUCUGCAUAGGCGAUGAAUAGAUGCAAUCGGCGCCUUUAUUAUACACUGUACUCACUAUCUUUCUUCGCUUUGGGUACGAGUUUAUAGUUAGGAAAUCACCGAAUUCACUGCAACCUACAGAUAGGUUAGUCCUGUAGACGAGGUUGACUAAACUGUAGGUUGCGCGCGCAAUGUACUAUAUUUAUGCGCCCUCCUUCUAUUUUACUUACUGAUUAAUUUUGUUUGCUUGUUUUGUCGUACAGGCGUUUUUCAACUUCAGUCCAAGAAAACCUAAGUCGCGGUGAAGGUGAUACGUCUGACUUAAUCGCUAUUAACAUUAGAAGAGGGCAUGAUCGUGGACUGCCUAGCUACACCAGGUUUCGCCGCGUUUGUGGCCUUCCCCUCGUUAGCAAUUUCUCUGACUUGGUAACGGUUGCCGGUUUGGACAAAAAGGUCGUUGCCAUAUUGGAAAAAGUUUACAAGAGAGUUCAGGAUGUAGACUUGUUCACCGGAGGUAAGUCUGGAGUAACAAUCACAUUCCUCCCAUAGUCAUAACUAUAACAAAAUUCUCAAAUCUGCUUGGCUAUUAGCCUGCACUACAGACGAAACGAAACUAUAGUUAAAUUACAUCUGCGAAGAAAUCUAAUUGGCUAUCAACCGUUCUGAUUUCAGCUCUAAUAGAACAGUGAAAUUGGACAGUGCGCGUAAUCGCGAGCGCAUUUGAAUGUUUUGUUGUUUUCAGACUGUUUGCGGUCCCCCUUUUCUCUAAAAUCCGUCUAGUUCUUAUCUCAGCUAGCGCGAUUGCAAACCACGACGUUAUGUUACAAUAAGGGAUUGGAACCAGACGAGAAAAGAUGGACUGCGAACUCUUUUGUAGUAAACAAACGAAACGAAGUAACCGAUUGGUCAAUUUUACAGCUUUUGGCAGAUCAUUGACUGGUCUGUGGUGCAGACGCAAGUGAUAAAAAUAGUCACGCGUUACAACUAACCACGAACAAUUACGAACCUGGCGGUAAUCGCUUGUAAGCCGUUUAACGAUAUCUUACGGAAGGAAACUGCUGUGAAUUUCCUCAAGGGAAAGGAAUUCAAGGUAAUCUUACCGGAUUAUAAAAAAGAGUAAAAUUGUUCAGUUGUUUAUGUACUAUUUAUAAAUCGUUUAAAGUUACUCGGGUUCAGAUUGGUUAAUUAAAUUACCUUGACCGCUUCGUUGUACCCAGACAGAAUAAAAAGAGUCAGCAGUCUCUUAUUUUUUCCUCUGUGGCUUACGCCCUGGUUUAUCGUGGCUUGGGUUUCCCGUGCAGUAACUUUGCAAAGAAAAAUAAGAGACUGUUCGCCGUCUAGUUGUUUUUUUCACUGGUAGCAAAAACUCUCUCUAAAAAAGACUUAAAACAUCACAAAUUUGUAUAGUUAAGAUUAAUUGGUAACAGAACUUCGUGUCGUCCUGUUCGGUUUGUAAUCAUAUAUACUCGUGUUUAAACUAACUCCACUCAGUCCCAAAUAUAGCAAAAAUCUUCGUAGGCAUCCACGAUUGGAAUAUUUUUUCCAUAUUUUGAUGGGAAAGCGCAUACAUUAUGCCUGAGUGUGAACAGGCCUGCAGUUUACAGUUGUUGUUGUUGUUGUUGUUUGUUUUUGGCUUUUUUUUUCCUGGUCAGAUUUGGGGCUGAAAUGCAGCACAAAGAAAGAAAAACUUACAACAAUUUCUAUUGAAUUAGACUCACCUAAUUUUUUAUUAAAAAGUAAACUUCAUUUGCUACUUCGAUCUCUUCUCAGGAAUGCUUGAACCAAGUGAUCCUAAAGGAGGUGAACUCAGUGCAACAUUUCAGUGCAUUUUAGCAAAUCAGUUCAAACGCACCAAAAUCGGAGAUCGCUUUUGGCAUGAAAACGCACCUAACGCAACCUUAAACACCGACAAGACAGCACUCAACCGUUGUCAGCUAAAAGAAAUCAGGAAAACACGCUUUUCCAGGAUAAUAUGCGAUAACAGUGAUGACAUUACCUCAAUUCAAAAAGACGCUUUGAUGCAGUCUUCGGUAAGGUGCAGUUGCGACGAAUUGCCAAAGAUAAACCUUAAAGCAUGGACUACAGAUUGUCCAUCGAGGUAAGAGAAAGGACAGCUGUUCAUUUCUUUUAAUCGCAUGCGGCGAGAAUAGCGAGUCUUAGAUCCGAGUUUACCUCGAACCUCUAACUGCUGGAGGUCACGUGACAAGUCUUUCGCGUCACGUUUGAGGUUUACGACGUGCGUUUUCAACGUGGGGAGGUAGGUUUUCACGUAGGUCAUUUACCUGAAAGCUUUUAGCGUAUAAUUCUUGUCUUAUCUCACGUAAUGAUACAAAAAUCAUGUGGAGCAAGUCUUUAUCCAUUAACAGAGGCACAGAUUCGGGCGAAAUGCUAAAUUUGAUAAAUCCUAUUGGAUCUUGAAAACAAGUGCCAUUCAUGGCUGCUGAUUCAAAAUGGCGGCCGUAAAUUUGCGAGAACUAAUGUAAGAAUUUACAGUUCUUUGCUGCUAGAUAACCCAGUGUUUCCGUAAAUUUCUUUUAUUUUCACUGAUUGAUAUUUCUGCUAUUUCUAAAUGGAAAAAUAAACCAGAAUUCACUUCUUUAAUCCACCACCAAUCUAAAUCGAAUUAUGUUUGAACGUCGAACUGCCAACCGCGGUUAGAGGUUCGCCGUAAACAAGGAUCUAACACUCUCUAAUGGCGGCCACGCGCAAAAACAAUUCCGCCAGGUAGGCAAGCUAAGACAACCAGAGAAGUCGUGACCUUCACCACUUCCCUAUACCGUAUUAACUCGAUUAAACGCCGCGAUGUUUAUUACUUUAUAAUUUCAAAAUCUCAGUUCUUAUAUCACUGAUCGAGCAGUUACGAUAUAUCAUUCAUAAAUAUUACGUAAAACAGAAAGGCGUUCAAAGUCUCGCUUGCCUGCCGAGAUAAAAUCGUAACCGUCCGGAAGGGUGUUUAUUACCGAGCUGCAAGUUGUUUCAUUUUUUGCACGGGUUAAGAUAAACUCAACAAAUUGGCCCGCUCCCAAUGUAUUGGUCUUCAUAGCUCAGUUGGUAAAGCACUGCAGAGCUAACGCAGAGGUCAUGGUUUCGAAUCCCGCUGAAGUUCCGAAUUUUUUUUUUUUUUUUUUUUGGGGGGGGGGGUUAAUUUGCAAUUGGUUAAUUACAAUUACCACUGCGACGAUCAUAUCUUUAUUAAAAUGAGUUUCUUUUCUCAUUAUCUUCGAAUAAACGCCCCGUUCUUCUCAUUAGGCGCGGCAUUUAAUCGAGCAAAUACGAUAAUCAAUGUUUGUUUGCAUCUGUUCAAUGAUACUCAAGCAACGGACCUCUCGCGAUCCAACGCCGCAGUAAGGGGAGAGGGAGGUGGGAGGGAAGAGUCAUUUUCCUAAUUUUUAAGUUAUAAUUUCACGAGGGCAGGCAAUUUAAAUUUUAAAAUAGGAUACUCUCUCAAAAGCGUUUUUGUAACCGUUGAUGUAUCCGUGUUUUUUUUUUCCUGCACAGUGACUCUGUAUACAGCGACGAACCUGAAGACACGCAUGAUGAGUUUUAA
Porites evermanni is the source of this 11976-nucleotide messenger RNA. NCBI's taxonomy places the organism in Eukaryota, Metazoa, Cnidaria, Anthozoa, Scleractinia, Poritidae. The record is from the annotation of a GenBank genome assembly.